Molecule: messenger RNA, 3492 nt
Organism: Microcebus murinus (gray mouse lemur)
Lineage: Eukaryota; Metazoa; Chordata; Mammalia; Primates; Cheirogaleidae
Gene: PITRM1
Product: pitrilysin metallopeptidase 1
Biological process (GO): protein processing
Cellular component (GO): mitochondrial matrix
Molecular function (GO): metalloendopeptidase activity; metal ion binding
Source: RefSeq, a predicted model, not a curated record
AUGCUGCGCCAGCCCAGCCGCGCGCGGGUCACACGCCAUGUGGCGCUGCGGUUCCCUGAGGGCGCUGGGCCCGCUGCGGAGGCUGAGAGGCGGCAAUACACGCCACAAAGUACGGAGGUGGAGCAGUAGCCGGGCUUGCGAGAGGGCUCUCCAGUACAAAGUGGGGGAGAAGAUCCACGGGUUCACUGUAAACCAGGUGACGUCUGUUCCAGAACUGUUCCUUACCGCAGUGAAGCUGAGCCAUGACAACACGGGAGCAAGGUACCUGCACCUGGCCAGAGAAGACACGAAUAACCUGUUCAGUGUGCAGUUCCGCACGACGCCGAUGGACAGCACGGGGGUCCCGCACAUUCUGGAGCACACGGUCCUCUGUGGCUCUCAGAAGUACCCGUGUAGAGACCCUUUCUUCAAAAUGCUGAACAGGUCAUUGUCCACCUUCAUGAACGCCUUCACAGCCAGUGACUACACUCUGUAUCCGUUUUCCACACAAAAUCCCAGGGAUUUCCAGAACCUGCUGUCCGUGUACUUGGAUGCGGUCUUUUUCCCACGCUUGCGGGAACUGGAUUUCUGGCAGGAAGGAUGGCGACUCGAACACGAGAAUCCGAGUGACCCCCAGAGCCCCCUGAUCUUCAAAGGAGUUGUCUUUAAUGAGAUGAAGGGAGUGUUUACAGACAACGAGAGGAUAUUCUCACAGCACCUUCAGAACAGACUGCUUCCUGACCACACGUACUCGGUGGUCUCCGGCGGCGAUCCCUUGUGCAUCCCGGAGCUCACCUGGGCACAGCUGAAGCAGUUCCACGCCACUCACUAUCACCCGAGUAAUGCUAGGUUCUUCACUUACGGCAAUUUUCCGUUAGACCAGCAUCUGGAACAAAUUCAUGAAGAAGCACUGAGCAAGUUUCAGAAAAUUGAACCAAGUACCUCGGUGCCCGCUCAGAAGCCCUGGGAUGAGCCCAAGGAAUUCCAGAUAACAUGCGGCCCAGAUUCCUUUGCUACAGAUCCUGCUAAGCAGACGACGGUCAGCGUUAGCUUCCUCUUACCAGAUAUCACCGACACGUUUGAGGCCUUCACGUUGAGUCUCCUGUCCUCCCUGCUGAUUGCGGGGCCCAACUCCCCCUUCUACAAAGCCUUGAUCGAAUCUGGGCUCGGCACAGACUUUUCCCCUGAUGUUGGGUACAAUGGCUACACCAGAGAGGCCUACUUCAGUGUCGGCCUGCAGGGGAUUGCGGAGCAAGACGUCGAGACUGUCAGGACCCUCAUAGACAGAACGGUGGACGGAGUCGUUGAGAAAGGAUUUGAAGAUGACCGAAUUGAAGCUUUGCUUCAUAAACUGGAGAUACAAAUGAAGCAUCAGUCCACCAGCUUUGGACUCACCCUCACGUCGCACAUAGCCUCCUGCUGGAAUCACGACGGAGACCCCGUGGAGCUCCUGCAGUUGGGAGAUCUCCUGGUGAAAUUCAGGCAGUGCCUGAAGGACAAUCCCAAAUUUUUGCAAGAAAAAGUAAAACAGUAUUUUAAGAAUAACCAGCAUAAGCUGACUCUGUCGAUGAGACCGGAUGACAAGUACCAUGAGAAACAGGCACAGAUGGAAGCAGAAAAGCUAAAGCAAAUGGUCGGUUCUCUCUCCCCGAAAGACAAGCAGCUAAUCUACGAGAAAGGUCUGGAGUUACGGACCGAGCAGAGCAAGCCUCAGGACGCCUCCUGCCUGCCGGCGCUGAAAGUGUCGGACAUCGAGCCCACCAUGCCCGUCACGGAGCUGCGCGUGGUCUUGGCAGCCGGAGACACCCCUGUCCAGUACUGUGCGCAGCCCACCAACGGCGUGGUCUACUUCCGGGCCUUCUCCAGCCUGAACACGCUUCCCGAGGAGCUGAGGCCCUACGUGCCUCUCUUCUGCAGCGUCCUCACCAAGAUGGGCUGUGGCAGCCUGGACUACAGACAACAGGCUCAGCAGAUGGAGCUGAAGACGGGGGGCAUGACCGUGUCCCCCCACGUGCUCCCCGACGACUCCCACCUGGACACCUACGAGCAGGGUGUGCUGUUUUCAUCUCUCUGCCUGGAUCGGAACCUACCAGACAUGAUGCAUCUGUGGACUGAAAUAUUUAACAGCCCGCGCUUGGAGGAAGAGGACCGCUUCAGGGUGCUGGUCAGGAUGACCGCUCAGGAGCUCUCCAACGGGGUGCCGGACUCCGGGCACCUCUAUGCGGCCAUCAGAGCGGGCAGCAGCCUCACGCCCGCGGGGGGCCUGCAGGAGACCUUUGGCGGCAUGGAUCAGGUGAGGCUGAUGAAGAGUGUCUCGGAAAUGGCGGACAUCACGCCGGUCCUGAGAAAGCUCCCGCUCAUCCAGAAGCAUCUGCUGAACUGCAAUAACAUGAGAUGCUCCGUGAACGCCACCCCACAGCAGAUGGCGCCGGCGGAGCAGGCGGUGGGGAGCUUCCUCAGGAGCCUCAGGCGCAGCCAGCGGGAGCCCGCACACCCCCACGUGGUCGAGAAACCUGCGCACGGCGGCUCUGACGGAAACCGACAGGCCUGUGGCUCCCAGAUGGUCAGAAAGCUGAUCACAGACCCCGCCUUCAAGCCCUGCCCGACGAAGACCCACUUCCUGCUGCCCUUCGCCGUGAACUACGUGGGCGAGUGCGUCCGGACGGUCCCCUACUCGAAUCCGGACCAUGCCAGUCUCAAGAUACUCGCACGUUUGAUGACGGCUAAGUUCCUGCACACGGAAAUUCGGGAAAAAGGCGGCGCCUACGGCGGGGGCGCCAAGCUCAGCCACAGCGGGGUGUUCACGCUUUACUCCUACAGGGAUCCGAAUUCCGUGGAAACACUCCAGGCCUUCAGGAAGGCCGUGGACUGGGCCAAAUCCGGGAAGUUCACGCAGCAGGACAUCGACGAAGCCAAGCUGUCCGUCUUUGCGAGCGUGGACGCUCCCGUCGCACCCUCAGACAAAGGCAUGGACCACUUCCUGUACGGGCUCUCGAACGAGGCGAAGCAGGUGCACAGGGAGCGGCUCUUCGCGGUCACCCGAGACAGCUUGGUCGCUGUGAGCCACGCGUACCUGGGCACCGCGAGCAGCACGCGCAGCUGGGCCAUCCUGGGACCGGAGAACGCGGAGAUCGCCAAGGACCCGUCGUGGGUCACGCGGUAGCUCCCCCCAGCACUCCUGCCUGCGCUCGGGAGCCAGGCCGAACCCACGCUGGUUCUCAGACCUUAGGUCUCUGGGCCACAUUUAAUUCGAAAGGUCAGAGAUGCUACUGCUUUUCCCCACAAUCUUAACGGCAUCCUUAAGAUUUUGCCAAAGGUUUUAUUAACUGGCAAGUCAGAAAAAAACCUGUCUUAAAGGAGGAGAUGCAGUGACCGUGGAGAAAUUGAAGUAAUCAUGUGUCGAAUGUGCAUAGAUGCACAAAUUAGAAUUUUAAAGCUUUCUAGUGAUAUGCUUAUUUUAUCCUUAUCACGAAAUAUUUAUUUUAAGAACUUAAAAAUAAAGGGCAGCUGUGA